Messenger RNA from Lepus europaeus (European hare), 6605 nucleotides. It is a transcript of the gene PCGF5, whose product is annotated as polycomb group ring finger 5. The transcript has 10 exons. Gene Ontology annotation, biological process: regulation of transcription by RNA polymerase II. Lineage: Eukaryota; Metazoa; Chordata; Mammalia; Lagomorpha; Leporidae. The record is from RefSeq and is a predicted model, not a curated record. The coding region runs from base 268 to 1038 and encodes 256 amino acids. Gene Ontology annotation, cellular component: PRC1 complex.
CGGCGGGCGUUGUUUCUCUUUCACUUUCCUUCGCUCUGAGGCCGGCGCGCUGGCGGGCAGGCGGCGGCGGCGGCGGCGGCCGCUUGACAUGGGAAGGCUGAACCACCAAAAGGAGUGAUGACCAGCGAUCUCACAGUACAUCUGGCUGUUAGUUCUCAUGCUUCGGACACCCUACUGGGAACGCCACACCAGCCCUGGGAUCGGACUCUCAUCCACUUAGUACCCCUCUUUGUCUGAACUACUAAAGCCAGGCUCAGCUGACCACGAAUGGCUACCCAAAGGAAACACCUGGUGAAAGACUUCAACCCUUACAUUACGUGCUAUAUCUGUAAAGGGUAUCUGAUCAAGCCAACUACAGUGACGGAAUGCCUCCAUACUUUCUGUAAGACUUGUAUUGUCCAGCACUUUGAAGAUAGCAACGAUUGUCCAAGAUGUGGCAACCAAGUUCAUGAGACAAAUCCAUUAGAAAUGUUGAGGUUGGAUAAUACAUUAGAGGAAAUUAUAUUUAAGCUGGUCCCCGGACUCCGAGAACAAGAACUUGAGCGGGAAUCUGAAUUUUGGAAGAAAAAUAAGCCUCAAGAAAAUGGACAAGAUGAUACUUCAAAAGCUGACAAACCUAAACUAGAUGAAGAAGGUGAUGAAAAUCAAGAUGAUAAAGACUAUCACAGAAGUGACCCCCAAAUUGCCAUAUGUCUAGAUUGUUUACGAAAUAACGGACAGUCGGGAGACAACGUGGUAAAGGGUUUAAUGAAGAAAUUCAUUCGAUGUUCUACACGUGUAACUGUGGGAACUAUUAAAAAAUUUCUAAGUUUAAAACUAAAACUUCCAAGUUCUUAUGAGUUGGAUGUGCUGUGCAAUGGUGAAAUUAUGGGGAAGGAUCAUACUAUGGAAUUCAUCUAUAUGACCAGAUGGCGUCUGAGAGGCGAAAACUUUCGGUGUCUGAACUGCUCAUCUUCGCAAGUCUGCCCUCAGGAUGGCCCCUUGUAUCAGUCAUAUCCUAUGGUAUUGCAGUAUCGACCAAGAAUUGAUUUCGGUUAGACCAAGGGGCCUAGAUGUCACGGAGAUGAAUCCUGCACUAUUUGUUUACUCGUCAACAGAUUGCACAGAAAAUGGUGUGCGGACUAGAGGGAAACAAUCAGAUUUUCAGCAUGCAAAUAAGGCCAUUGUUCGUCUCAAUUGUCAGUUGCAUUCAUGUUGUUUCUAUUAAAAGCAAACCAAGUGCCAUUUUGCUACUGAACCAUCUGCAUAAGGUAUUUGUGCUGUCUCACAGUGUGCAAGUCAUGGUUGAAAUCAGGUGUGCAGCCAUGAGUCUGACUAUUGCUCGCCUCUUCCAAGAUCGUUCUAUUAUUUAAUUACACUAGCUCAAUGGCUCAGUCUUUGUGGUAUCGCAGUUUUCACAUAGACUAUUUUAUUAAUUCUUGUUCAAAUAGAGUACUGUACAAGAAACUAAUAAUUAUAUCUUGAAAUUAUUUUGUAUGGAAAUAUAUUUAGAAAAGUGGUUUCUGAACCAUCACCCUGUUGUUGGUAAGCUUUUUGUGUAAAAAAUAGUUCAUGUGUGUGUGUACAAGUCCUUUUGUGAAGAAUUCCAAUUAUUCUUUAACAUUAGAGCACAUCGAAAUCGUAGACAUCCUCAGUGUCUGUCUUUGUAGUCUACCAAUUGCACAAGGAAGGCAUGUCAGCCCUCCCGAUGGAAAAUCCGUGCAACAUCUGGGACAACUGAAGAUAGACUCGCAACCAUUCAACAUGGUGGCAGCUGGUCACAUUUACUAAUAAGAAAACUUAGUGUGUAAGUAAAGUUAAUAUUUGCUAAUGCCUUAUGCGAAGCAGGUGCUGCUUACUGACAUGUCAUUGGAUAGCCCGUUUUAUGUUUGUAUCUUUACGUUGUUGCUGUCACUUAAUGAGUGCACUGUUUCUCUUUUUAAGUUGGCCUUAGAUGUGUGUCCAUGUGGCAUGCAGAGGGUUAGGAUGACUUUUAAUAUUAGGAUUUUUAGAGCAGAUGACAUUAGCUAUUUUAUGGAUUUCAAAAGUCUCAAAACAGUUGUAGAUCAAAACUGUAAGUUACCUAUUGCAUUUCCAAACCAUACAUGUAAAAUAGAGUAAAUGCAACACUGUAGGUCAAUAGGCUGAUCAGAACUAAUGGUUUGAGAGGAAUUUUAUUUUAGGUCCUGUAGCGGUCAGAGGGAAAUGAGAUUCUUGCUCUCUACAUGAGUUCAUUAUGGCCAGAGCUGUGAUAACGUCCUUGAUUUUGUGGUUUUGUUCAGUCUUCCCUUCAUUUUGGGAUUAGUCUGCAGUUCUUGUUACCUUAAAUUAUAUGAGAAACUUCAUUUUAAACCUUUCAAAAUUCACAGUUGUUUUCAGAAAAUUUCUUUGGAAAUUGUUUUACUCAUUGUUUCAAAACAAAGUUAAACUCAAACAGGAAAAAUUCUUGAAAGGAAAAAUGUUUUAGAAAUCUGACAUGAGCACAAUCUGUGUGUUAAACACAUAGUUUUAUACUGAAUGCAUGGUAGAAAUGCUACAUUUCCCAGUAAAAUAUGUUAAUGCCUUCUGAAUUUUAAAAUGCUUCUUAGAAACAUUGUGCAGUGCUAAGAGAAAUACAAAAUGCAGCUCAUUCUUUGUGAAUGAAACUUCCCAAUUGUUUUUUUUCUUAUAUAUUUUAUUCAAGUCCAAGUCUGUGUUACAGUUUUCUGUUGUUACUGUGACUUUUGUGGGAAAAGGUUAUGGCAAUAUCUCAACUUCAUUUUUUUAUAAUGUGUUCUUGGAAGGGCUCACAAGCAGAAUUUAAAAGGCAGAUUUUCACUAACUCUUUCAGUGGUUGGAAAAAACCAUUACACUCAACCGAAAACUGAAUUUACCAUCAGGCUACAGAAAUUAUUUUGCUGUGCCAUGAAACCUAGUUCCCAGAUAUCCCUAAGAAAUGUUUUUAAUUAUUAUAAAUUUAUCACGUCUAGGUCAGUGAUUAAGAAGUAGUGCAACAUGGAAGUUAAUUUAAUCAACUCAAAAUGGAUUAAGGAUGCAUUUUUAAAACCAGAAAUGAAAUUUGAUGUUUUAGCUUCCUGGCAAAAAUUUACGGCCAGAAAUGAAUUUUAUAUACAAGAUCUCUUUAAAUUUGAUCUGUUGCCCGAUCCUAUGUAAUUGUACUAUUUUCCUUGGAAAUAUAUGAGACAGUUAUGGAAUUGAAAAUCAUUUUAUAUAAAGUUGCUCUCUUUGAUGUUAAUGCGUUAACAUUUUGUUCAAAUGCAAUGGAGGACAUAUAUGUAAGUGCCAAAACAGGUGAAAACCUCCCAUUCAGAGGGCGUCAGUUGCUAUUUGAGGCCAAGCACACACAUUUGGAUGCUUUGAGUCACGUGAUACUGCUCCUGAGAGGCACAGGCUGCUGGCGCUGCCCACUGUGGGUAUAGGCCGCUAACUGCUUUCCCGUCCAGCAGUGCACUCGGCUCCCGCUUGUUAGCCCCUAAGUCAGUUUGGAGAAUUUUAGGAAAGUAUGCAGACACCCUCGUGGUCUACUUUAUAGAUUCAGGGUGCUAACAAAACAAACUGUAUCAGUAACCCAUAGGGGUAAUCAUCAAACUCUGUACAACUGGAGAAUAAAGAAACCUAAAGUUAACUUUUCCUUUCAUCUGUUGUUUAAGCAAUACAUUGAAAAAAAAAAACUUCCAUAAAAGAUUUAUCUGCCUUAAUUAUCGCUGUAAAAGAAUCAAGGAGCCCUAGAUGUCAAGAAUGCUUGUGGUUUAUAAACAGAACUUUAUUUGAAGUAAUCACAAUCAGUUAAUAGAGAAGUCAGAAUAUGGCCUUUUCUCUAGAUUGACAAGACAAUUUUAAGGAGUUUGGGGAAAAAACCUGAAAGGCUCAUUCAGGAGGUGAUACUUGGUCUGGGGUUUGGGUCAUGUCCUCCAACUACUCUCAGGAGAGUUUGUCAUUUCCUCAUUCAUUAAAUACCUGUCCCAUUCUCACAGGCCACACUUUAUGAAGUUACUGAGUUUUCUCAAUUAUAUUAUACACUCAAAUAUAAGCUAAAUUUAAACUGAUUCUUAAGGGAAAAAAAAGCAUUGUAUAAUAUUGUGAACUGUUUAGCUUUAUCGAAUAUUUAAGAGAAAGUGCCUCACUGCUGAAGUGCAUUUCUGUUUUAGAUUUACUGCAUAAAUUUUGAGUUAUCUGUACCUGUUUCUUAUGAAUGGUUUUUCUACUUAAAUAGGCGCUUGCAAGUUUCUCUCUUUUUGAAAGAUUUUCUUAAGAACAUAGGUAUCACCAAAGACAUUUUACUGUUAGUAACCAUAUUACAGAAACAGUUUUAACAGUUUGGAAGUUGGAAAUUUUUAGUUUGCAAUUUAAUUUUGUAUAGUUAGGCAAUAACCUUGAUCAAUCGCUACAGUAUCACCAAAGAAAGGCUUUAAACUGAAUUUUCUUGGUGAGCUCAAGCAAAUGCAGGUGCUCCCUGCAAUAAUCAGAACCUGCUUCCUUUCAUCUGUCAUCAGGAUGUUAGAAGAGAAAGAGAUCACCACAAGAAAUAGCCCCCUCUGGAAAAAAAGGGGGAAAUACUUUGAAAAGAAAAUUGAGAUUUUUAAAUCAUAACUCGAGAAGCUCUUUGUUCCACACAGGGUAGUGUAAAUUAAAAUUACACUUCUUUAGCUCGAGGGUUCUUAGUCGUGAGAAAAUGUUCACUGAAGACACACUUUGGGAAGAGUGCUGACAUGCUUACUUGUAUAGAACACAACACAUGCUAUUGGACUUACAUAAGUAAGUGCUUUUUCUGGAUGCAAAAGCUAAAUUUUCAUUAGGGCUUAUUUUUUUUCCCCCUGUAAAGCAACUCUAUCUUGUUUCUCAGCAGUUACUGUACUGUUAGUACAAUUUAGAUACAGCCUAAUUCAGCAGACUGGGUUCCAGAACAAAGAGCACAUAUGCCCAGCUAACGUGAGGAACCGUUGUACCCCCUCUCUCCUUGGGAGCUCACACUGUGGGCACCUUACAGGUCACAUGGCGUCUUCCUGAUGAGUAACUGGGCAAACCUCCCUGCACAGGAUAAGAUGGCUGCCCACUCAGACAUACACUCUGCCUACCAUGCAGAAUUGCCCGGCAAGCUAAGAUUUAUGCCAGUGACACUGGCUGCUUGCAAGAAUUCCUGAAGUGACUGACUUUGCCAUAACUGACUUCCUGGAUGAGAAAUGCAAAAGUGUGAAAUGCCACUAUUAUUUGGUGAUAGAUACCCCUAGACUUUGGAGAGUGACAGAGAAGGUAACACACGCAAGAACUGGUUUGUGAGGAGUAGAGAUGAAGAGGGUAACCAACAGUUACUGGAUUUACUUUAGAGUGCUGACAGAAACAUCGGAUUGCAAAGUCAUUAAACCCAACAAGCAAAUAUAAACUACAGGGUUUUCAUAGUUUUGUUUUUUUUUUUUUUUUUUUUUUUUUUUUUUUAAGCAGUGGCAUUUUUCUGGUAAUUUAGAAGUGAUUCUCUGCGUAAGUCAUACAGUUUUCAAAUAGUUUGUUUCCCAUCCUCAUACUUUCAAGUAGAAUUAAAAUGCUUGAGCACUACCUUUUCAGAAACCUAUACAACUCGCCCAGCCCACUCACAGGUCUCUAAACUGGAAGCACCACGCCCCCCGUGUCUGAGUCACAAGACUGCAUUUUUUCUCACCUUUACAUUUAGAAUCAAGUGAAGCAGACCACGUGGAGGCUUCAGCAAGUUCAUGGUAAACGGCAUUCAAAGGUGGCUGCCAAUAUCCCAUGAGCUUGUUCAAUCUCCCCUCCCCGUAUAUUAAAUACUGGGUCUGGUGUUCUUCCAUCUUAUAGUGCUUCAUGAAGAAAGAAACUGGUGUGAGUGCAGGUGGAGUAUUUCUGGUGGCAGAGAGAGUGAAGAGAUUAAUGUAUUUAUCCCUCCACUUCGCAUCAGUGCCCUGGAGUGGGGGGAGCUCUUGCACAUCAAAAAUACAUGGCAUCAGCCUAGCAUUGUCCGGGGUCAGCUAGCUUUUGCUGUAUUUCUUAGAAGGGGAGUGGGGGCUCAAGUGUCCUUACAAAGCUGUGGUCCAGGACAGGAGCUGGGGCGGGAGGGGGGCGGGGAGUGCCAGGGUUCUGCUGCUUUCCUGAAUCGGGUCAAUACAACAGCGGUAUCAGUUUAUCAUAAAGUAGCCCUCACAAUAAGUACAACUAUCACAAAGUAUAUUGUAAAGUUAUGUUGCUGUUUUUCCUUUGAGACAUGAAAUACUUUAAGCUUUUUGUCAAAAGUGGUAACAUCUUAAUACAAAUAAAAACCUUUUUGUGGUUGUAAGAUUUAGCUUAUAAAUCAUUCAAAUUGAAGUGAAAGAUUUACCAGGUCAUUGUUAAUGACUUAGUCUAUUAAGAAUAUAUGUAUUUUUGUAAUGGAAAAGCACUUGUAGAUAUUUAAUCAGUCCAAGAUAUAUGUGUUUUGCAGAAAUAAAAUGCUGCUUAGAGAUUCUCUUUAAAUAUUUUUUAUUUUUGUGCUCAAAUGUAUUUUCUGUUGAUCUAUGGAAUGUUCUGUACAAAGCUGUAUGAUUGUACUGUUGGGCUAGAUACAUUUUUUAAAAAAAAAAUCUGGACUUAGGCAAGUAUAUUUGACCAUGUUAAAAUAGUAUCUUUGUUAUUAAAAAUUU